This is a messenger RNA of Phyllostomus discolor (pale spear-nosed bat), 1020 nucleotides long. Its product is annotated as melanoma-associated antigen B2-like. The transcript has a single exon. NCBI's taxonomy places the organism in Eukaryota, Metazoa, Chordata, Mammalia, Chiroptera, Phyllostomidae. Gene Ontology annotation, cellular component: nucleus. The record is from RefSeq and is a predicted model, not a curated record. The coding region runs from base 1 to 1020 and encodes 339 amino acids. Gene Ontology annotation, biological process: negative regulation of transcription by RNA polymerase II.
AUGCCUCGUGGUCACAAGAGUAAGCUCCGUGCUCGUGAGAGACGUCACCAAAACAGAGCUGAGGCUGCUACAGGAGAGGAAGAAGAGGCCACUUGCUCCUCCUCCUCUGUUCUGGGGGAUGCUCCUUCAAGCUUCACUGGUGCUGGCCCUCCCCAGGCAUCUCUGAGUGCCCCAGCCACCAGCAGUACCGCUGCAGGUGUGUCAUGUGAAAGAUCUGCUGGAAAAGCCAAAGGCCAUGAUCUUAAAAGUAAAUGUUCGUCCCAGGCCUCAGCUUCCACUGGGAGCUCUGGUCAAGUUGUUCUAAUUGAGAAGGCAAGUAAGUUGGUAGAGUACCUGCUGUAUCAGUAUAUAAUGAAGGAGCCUAUUACAAAGGCAGACAUGCUGAAGUUAGUCCAAAAAUCAUGCAGGAAGAGCUUCCCUGAGAUCCUCAGGAAGGCCUCUGAGCAGAUAAAUCUGCUCUAUGGCCUACAGUUAAAAGAAGUCGAGGCCAAGGGAAACUCCUACACCCUUGUCGACAAUGAAGGUGACACCAGUGAUGGGGGUCUGAGCAGAGGCUGGAGAUUUCCUAUAAGAGGGAUUCUGAUGCCUCUCCUAGGUGUCAUCUUCUUGAAUGGCAACUGCGCCUCUGAGAAUUUGAUCUGGGAAUCCCUGAAAAUUAUGGGCAUUGUUGAUGGAAAGAGUCACUUCAUUUUUGGGGAGCCAAGGAAGCUUAUCACCCAAGAUUUGGUGCAGGAAGAAUACCUGGUGUACCGGCAGGUGCCCAACAGUGAUCCUCCACGCUAUGAGUUCCUUUGGGGUCCAAGAGCUCAUGCUGAGACCAGCAAGAUGAAAAUCCUGGAAUUUUUGACCAAGCUCAAUGAUAACGACCCCACUGCCUUCCCUACCCAUUAUGAAGAGGCUUUGAAAGAUGAGGAGGAGCGAGCUCAAACCAGAGCCCAAGCUGAAACCAGGGCUGGAUGUCUUUCCAAAGCCAGUGGUUGCCCCACAGCCAAAUCCAGCCGGUACCCAUACCCUGAGUGA